AUGGCAGCCGUCCUCAAGGCCACUUACUGUGCUGAAGUCCGCCGCUGCCUGCUGGACAAGGGGGACCUGUGCUAUCAAGGCCUCACGCGCCGCGCCUCCGAACUCUUCCCGGACUUGCCUCAGUUCACGGCCAAGUACCUGGACGAGGAGGGUGACGUGUGCACCCUCUGCGAAGCAUCCUUUGCCGACUUUCUGGAGGUUUCCAAGACGAAAAGCACCACGGCCCUCCCCGGCAACAACUCCAAGAUCAUCCUGAAGUUGGAGCUCGAGGCACCGAAUGCACCGAAUGCACCGAAUGCACCGUGCACGGUGAGCACCGCGACACUUCCUAAGCCAGCCGCGGCAGUGGUCGAUGUGGACGCCAAGGUGCCGCAGGAUCCAGAGGAUCCGCAGGAGAGUGACCUGGAGAUCAUCUCUGUUUCCGGUGUCGCCACGAACGCGACCCCAGGCCCGCAGGAGCCGGACAUGGAAGUCGACGACUUCGUGGAAGUUAGCGCGGCCGACUCCUCUGUGGAUGAGAGCACGGGCCCAAAAGAAUCGGAGGGCCGUGAGCAGACCCAGACUACUUGUACAACGAUAAUAGGCCAGAUCCUGUCUCCCACAGUUCUGGCCAGUGUCGUGGUCUGCCACAUGCCACAGGCCGUGGCUUUGGUGGAAGAACACGAGGCCGAGGUCGGCCAGUGGGUGUGCAAGAGCAUCAGCCACGCCCCACUGAAGGAUGCCCUGCGCGACCUUCGCGACCUGCUGCCGCCCGGCCUUGGGCAUGUGGUGCCCCUCUUGGAUUCCUUUCUGGCCGAGGCGACGCCCGAUACCGCCGGGCAGCUGGUGUCGGCGCUGGUCACCGGCCUCCACCUGCUGCGCUUCGAAGAUCAGGUCAAGCUCUUGACUGCCUUCUUUGCAUCGCAGCACCGCGAGCUGAUCCAGCAACUGGAGACGAUGGACUCGUGCGGCAUGCUCGAAGGCGCGCUCACGCACCAGGCUAUCUGCGACGGCUGUGAUGCCGAGCCGCUGAAGGGUCCGCGGUUCAAGUGCACGAGCUGCCCCAAUUACGACCUGUGUGGCACCUGCUACGCGCGCAAGCACGGUGUCCAUGGGGCAGAGUGCUCAGAGCACGACUUCGAGUGCAUUGUGUCCGGACUUUUCCCAGUCAGCCUCGGCAGCCUUCUGUCCGGUCAGGCGAACCCAUGGCAAGGUGGAACAAUGAUCAUCCCUAGCUUGGUGCGCAGUCUUGUCCGACAGUGCCUCGCCAGAGCUGUCAACACAAACAAUGGGGGCAACGGCAGCAGCGGCGCCGAGUGCAGCACCGCUGGCAAUGCGAACCCUCUGGCAGGCCUGGCCGGGCUACUGGGUGGGCUGACAGGAUGCGCAGGUGUCCAACACCCCGCUCAGGAGAAUCCUCUAGCGGGCCUGGCCGGCUUGUUCGGUGGGGGCCAGAACCCGCGCGGCGAGAAUCCCUGGGCCGGGCUCGCAAGCUUGUUUGGUGGCAGGGCGUGUGUGAGGCCAAGCACGCCGCCCAUGCAGACCGACCCCCACGGCUUCCAGCCAUUCGGGACAUCUGCGCCUCCAACUGCCCAGGAGCCCUCUGCCCCUCCGAUGGAGCAGAGCAUGCAAGUUGAAACGCCAGCGCAAAAGGUGCCUGCCGCCGCCGCGUCCAUGUCCGCGGCCGAAGUGAUUCCAGAUGAAAAGAAGCUGACAGAGCCGGAGGCAGUGAAGAAGCAGCCAAACCAUGCCCGAUACGCCUUCCCUGUCGAGGUGGACGACGGUCGCAACCUCCAGAUCUCAUGGACUGCGGCCGACGAUCGCGAGCAGGUGGCCAGAGAUUUCAUUGCCCGCUAUCGCCUCCCGAGGGAUCAAGUGAAGGACAUCUUGGCCUUCAUGCAGCAUGCGGAGUCUCUCAGCGCAGCGAAUUGCAGCACGGCCACAUCGAGUUGGGAGGACGCUGCCGAGGCCUCCCCGACCUAUGCCGAGCAGAUCGCCCAACUUCAGGAGCAGGGCUUCACGGUGGAUGUGGAGGAGCUGCGGAACCUGCUGACCGCCUUUGGCGGCAGUGUGGACAGGGUGGUGGAAGCGCUUGUCCAGUGA
Molecule: messenger RNA, 2082 nt
Organism: Symbiodinium natans
Lineage: Eukaryota; Dinophyceae; Suessiales; Symbiodiniaceae
Source: the annotation of a GenBank genome assembly